UUUUUGACGGAUCGUUCACGUUCAGAUGUCAGAAAAUUUACGCAAAGCAAGGACGCGUAAAAAACGCAGCAGAAAACAUUGUUUGCAAAGAAAAUUAUUUUAUUUUAAUGGUGAAAACUCUUUAAAAUCAUAAAAAUUAUUGUGUAAGUGCGGCGAACAAUGGCCGACGAAGGUAACGAGGACAGUUGGUUGUACGGCAACACCAAUGCCGAGGGGAAAAAUGGCGAGAAGGCUGACGAUGAAGCUGCCGAUGGCGACGUUGCUGGAAAAGAUGGCACUUCGAGGGAUGAAACCGGCGGUCAGUCGCAGUGGGAAACGGAGGAACCUAGUCGGGCUACGAAACGUCCUCGAAGCAGCUUCUCCGAUGAUGAACACCAUCAACACGAUGACAAUGCCAUGGAUUCGAGCGAUCUUGGCCAGUCGCGAGGAGAUUCCACCCGGAGGGAAGAUGAUUUUCAUGGCGAGGAGGAUUCGCAUCUGCAGGAGGACGAAAGCCAUGACCAGGAACGCACGGAAAAACCGGACAGGAGCGAUGGCGAAAUGGACACAGACGAUAGCGAUGACGACGACGAUAUAAACGUUGUUAUUGGAGAUAUAAAAUCGGGUCCGAGUUACAACAUCAUCAAGCAACGGGGACCCAUAGUUCCUCCUCAGGUGGCACAGGCAGCCCCUGGCCAGGAUAAGGCCAAGCAACCUGCCGGGAAGUUCAGCAUAGAAGAGUUUGAAAGUGUCGGUACCAUCAAUGGGGUUCCAGCACACGAAUUCAGCAUUGAUUCCUUGGAAGAGAAGCCAUGGCGUAAGCCCGGAGCAGAUAUUACGGACUACUUUAACUAUGGAUUCAAUGAAGAAACUUGGAGAGCUUAUUGUGAGCGACAGAAACGGAUGCGCAUGCACGAAAGUGGCGUUGGAUUGCAAGGUUUGACCAUUAACAAUCCCCAGGCGGCUCAGGCUCAAAAUAACUGGAGACAAGGUCCUCCUCCGCCUAGGAAGAUGAACAACGGAAUAGACGUCAUUGGCGGUAUGAGCAUGCACCCAAGACCGGAACAUGGACCGGAUAUGAUGCCUCGUCAUCCGAAGGAGAACAUCAUCCAGGUCAUGACGGCGGAUCGUCGGGAAUACAGUCGAUCGGCUUCUAAAUUCGAUUCCCCAAUGGGACCUCCACCGUUUGGUGCCCCUCCAGAUUUCUAUCACAACGAACCGGACUACGGUGACUAUGGAUACGAACCGACGCAGGAAUCGCAAUGGAACCAGGAACCCAACUGGCAGCCACAUGGUAUUAAAACACUUACCCCGGGACCGCCGCCGAUGAUGGGAAUGGGAAUGCCACCUCCCCACAUGGACAUGAUGCCACCGCCAAUGCAACCGGGCAUGAUGGGUCCUCCAGGGAUGGGACCGCCAGGAAUGCGAGGCCAUGAUCGUGAACGUGACCGAGAUCGGGAUCGUGGCGAACGAGACCGUGAUCGGGAACGGGGUGGAAGGCAACGGGAUCGUGACCGCGAACGUGAACAUCGACGGGAACGCGAGAGGGAUCGAGAACGGGAAGCGUCCAUCAGCAAGCCCGAACCGGUGGAAAUGGAACGGUCUCGGAGCGAGAAGCCCGAUCGAGAGCGUGGCGAAGCGGAAAAGGAUAAGCGAUCGUCCAAGUCCGAGCGCCACAAGGAUAGGUAUCGCGAAAGGUCCCGCAGUCGAGAAAAGUCCAAAGCCAGGAGACGUUCCCGCAGCCGGGAACGUGAACGUGCGGAACGCGGCGAACGGCACAGUAGUCGUUCGGAGAAAAAGAAGUCACACCGGAAGGACAAGGAGGAGGACGAAUAGAUAAGCAAGUUGAAAGAAUAAAACAAGUGUUGCAUUUCCGGUCAAGCAA
Aedes aegypti (yellow fever mosquito) is the source of this 1864-nucleotide messenger RNA. RefSeq names its product pre-mRNA 3'-end-processing factor FIP1 (gene Fip1). Gene Ontology annotation, molecular function: RNA binding. Lineage: Eukaryota; Metazoa; Arthropoda; Insecta; Diptera; Culicidae. The record is from RefSeq and is a predicted model, not a curated record. The coding region runs from base 160 to 1815 and encodes 551 amino acids. Gene Ontology annotation, cellular component: mRNA cleavage and polyadenylation specificity factor complex. The transcript has 3 exons.